Sapajus apella (tufted capuchin) is the source of this 2356-nucleotide messenger RNA. It is a transcript of the gene CD1E, whose product is annotated as CD1e molecule. Gene Ontology annotation, molecular function: lipopeptide binding; exogenous lipid antigen binding; endogenous lipid antigen binding. Bases 549 to 1709 code for a protein of 386 amino acids. NCBI's taxonomy places the organism in Eukaryota, Metazoa, Chordata, Mammalia, Primates, Cebidae. Gene Ontology annotation, cellular component: external side of plasma membrane. The record is from RefSeq and is a predicted model, not a curated record. The transcript is spliced from 6 exons. Gene Ontology annotation, biological process: antigen processing and presentation, endogenous lipid antigen via MHC class Ib; immune response; positive regulation of T cell mediated cytotoxicity.
AUUAUGCAGCUACAUCCAGGAUGCCGACUGUCUUCUGAUCAUGAUCAAGAGAAGAGUGAUGAGACACAGGUGGAGGAGAGGAUCACAGAGAGGUAGAAAUGGGAAACUGGUGGAUGGGCCACUAGGCACCAUGGAGUGACUACCAUCACUUCUCACAGAUUAGAUAAUCAACAGCCCAAGUAUGGAUUUGAUUUCUCCAAGGCCAAAAGCUACCAAAUUUUCUAGCCAGACUACAGACUUUGUUUUAAGCCAGGAUCUGUUUUCCAGCGGUUAGUGCAAUUAGGUAGGCUGGGAGGAUGUAGACAAGGGCAGUGAGAAAAUCUGGAGCCAGAUAGUGGGAGAAACAGGGGAAAUGAAAAACCCCGUGGGAGGCUGUGGCAAAGGGAGGCAGUGGGGUUUCUCUGACAGCGAAGUCAGCAGGGAGAUUUGUCUGUCUGUGCAGCAAGAGAAGUCAGAUGACAGUGCAAGUGCAUGUGGAGAGGGGUACUGAUAUCUGAGUUCUGAGGGUAGGUGUCCUGCCAAGUCAUCAUUCCUUUACCAGAGCUUCAAUGCUGCUCCUACUCCUCCUCUUCGAAGGACUCUGCUGUCCUGGGGAAAAUACAGCAGUUCCCCAGGCUCUACAAUCCUAUCGUCUAGCAGCAGAGGAACCCCUGGCCUUCCGCAUGCUCCAAACUUCCUCCUUUGCCAACCACAGCUGGGCACACAGUGAGGGCUCAGGAUGGCUGGGCGACCUGCAGACUCAUGGCUGGGACACUGCCUUGGGCACCAUCCGCUAUCUGAAGCCCUGGUCCCACGGAAACUUCAGCCAGCAGGAGCUGAAAAACUUACAGUCACUGCUCCAGUUGUACUUCCACGGUUUUACCCGGGUAGUGCAAGCUUAUGCUGGUCAUUUUCAGUUUGAAUACCCCUUCGAGAUCCAGAUAUCAGCUGGCUGUAGAAUGAAUGCCCCACAAAUCUUCUUAAACGUGGCAUAUCAAGGAUUAGAUUUCCUGAGUCUCCAAGGAAUUUCCUGGGAGCCAUCUCCAGGAGCAGGGAUCCGGGCCCAGAAUGUCUGUAAAGAGCUCAAUCGCUACCUAGAUUUUAAAGAAAUACUGCAAAGCCUUCUGGGUCACACCUGUCCUCGAUUUCUGGCGGGGCUCAUGGAAGGAGGGGAGUCAGAACUGAAACGAAAAGUGAAGCCAGAGGCCUGGCUGUCCCGUGGCCCCAGUGCCAGGCCUGGUCGUCUGCUGCUGGUGUGCCAUGUCUCAGGAUUCUACCCAAAGUCCGUGUGGGUGAUGUGGAUGCGGGGUGAGCAGGAGCAGCGGGGCACUCAGCGAGGGGACGUCCUGCCCAAUGCUGAUGAGACAUGGUAUCUCCAAGCAACCCUGGAGGUGGCGACUGGGGAGGCCGCUGGCCUAUCCUGUCGGGUGAAGCACAGCAGUCUAGAGGGCCAUGAUCUAAUCAUCCACUGGGGUGGAUAUUCCAUCUUUCUCAUCCUGAUCUAUUUGACUGUGAUAGUUACCCUGGUCAUACUGGUUGUACUUGACUCAUGGUUUAAAAAACAGAGUUCAAAUAAGAACAUUCCCUACACACCCAGCCCUGUCUUUCCCAUGGGAGACAACACCCGGGACACCAAGAAUUCAAGACAUCAGUUCUGCUUGGCACAAGUAUUGUGGAUCAGAAACAGACUCUUGGAGAAGUGGAAGACUCGCAUAAAUCAACUCUGGUGAUGUUUGUUUUACCUUAUACGUAAAAUCCUUGCCUGCAUCUUCUUACACAUAGUGCAUGUCCCGUAAGGGAAGCACACUUUUAAACAGCUUGUACUAGCAAAGAUAUUGAUCCCUUUAAAAAUAUUUUUUUCCCUGUCUUCCAGUGAUAUUUUUUUUCCUGCUUUGGCUACAUAUCCAUCAUUGUUGAUUUUUCAAAGUAUAAUCUAGAUGCUUCUUUUUUAUGGACUCCCAGGAUCAUCCAAUUGAGAGCUCUUCCAUACUCCCCAAAUUGAACUGAUCUUCACAGGCACAUUCAUCUCUUCCUACUCGGAAUAAUAGUUAUUUGUUUUUUUUUUUUUUUUAAAUCUCAGUUGCUUGAAAGUAGGAUUUAGGCAUUUGUGUCUGUAUUCAUGACCAAAAACCUUAUCCGAAUUCAGGGCCAGCUUCAUAAGCAUGUGACCUGUGCAGACACAUGGAAUCGUAUGCUCUGAAGGAAACUAUGCUAGAUUUAAUGCUCUGCUGUUGUCAUCUUGGAAUCUUUAAUCAUUUUCAAACAAGAGAUACUGCAUUUUCAUUUUUCACUGACCCCACAAAUUGUAUCGCUGAUUCUGUCUGAAUGUAAUAUUUCUCAAUAAAUGCUGACUGAAAUAAAUUUGUUGUCAGAUCAA